AUGGUCGAGUGCGAACAAGCGCCUGUCGCCGUGCUAAGCAACAUGGACGCGGUCGACGACGGCUACAUGAGCCCGGCCGAUUCGGCCGCCAUGGCUUCGUGGCUCCUCAUCGACGACGAUGACGCCGACGACGCAGUCUUGCCCCGACGAAAGCACGGCGUUUCGGGCUUGCCGUGGACAUGCAGCAACUGCGGUGUCUCGUUCUACUCGCUGCGGUCCGUCAUGGCCGACGACUGCUACUGCUCGGGCGAAUGCAAGUGGAGUGUGAUCCUCUUCCGCGAAAUGGACUCGCGGAGUCUCUGCUAUGGCUCCAAGGCCAAGGCCGCCACAUACGACACGCUGCCCGAGACCGUGCGCUACGUCGCGCCGCUUCCGUUCUAG
Molecule: messenger RNA, 381 nt
Organism: Saprolegnia diclina VS20
Lineage: Eukaryota; Oomycota; Saprolegniomycetes; Saprolegniales; Saprolegniaceae
Exons: 1
Coding region: 1-381 (126 amino acids)
Source: RefSeq, a predicted model, not a curated record